CAGCUUAAUUUAGUGAGCAUUCUCAGAAAUUCUCUGGACUUUAUCUAAGAAAGAGGAAGAGUAUAUCUAUACGUAUCAGAUAUUGGUGAAACCAUACUGGAAAGCAUCGUAUCUCAGAUAUGUCUGAAGAGCUUAUGGAGUUGUCACCAGAGAAUUCAUCAGUCUCAGGAUUCAAGGAAGAGUCUUCUGAACAUUCGCCAUCUGAGAAGUGGUUAAAAACCAGCAAAAUUACUCCAUUUAUACAACUUGAUAUUCAAGCUGAGUUGAUUGAACAAACUAAUUCAGACCAUCUUGGAUAUGGCCAUAGCCACCACACUCCUGAAGCUGGUGAAAAACAUCAGGCCUUAAAAUCACAUGCAAUAACCAAUACAGAAAAGACAUACACCGUCACCAGAAGAAAAGAAAAGCUAUCGAGUGUUCUACUUCCACUGUCUGCAGCUUCGUACUAUAGUGGAGUAUCACCGGAAAUGGAAAUUGUUGAAUCAUGUCAAACCAUUGAGAAGCUAAACGCAUAUUUGAAAGCAAAAAAGGAUGAUGUCAAUGCUGGUGUACCAGGCAAAUUCUUACGUGCAGUAAUGGGUUCAGAUGGUGUUGAUGUAGGAACUGUGGCUUCAAUCAUCACGUAUUCCUUCUACCUAGAUGUAACUUCAGAGAGCGAUCAGUUCUGCACAGUACCAAUCAUUAACAUUAACCGGGCAAAUCUUGGUUCGCAUGUUGAACUCAAGUGGUUGCUUGAUUCAUGUCAUAUUGAUCAGUCAUCCUUAAUUUUUGCAGAUGAGAUUGAUUUGGGUUACUAUGAUCUAUUUGGAAGUCUUAAGAUCGUGCUGUUGAAGGGAAGCAAGAUUAACAGUAAGCAAGAGAAAUUGAAGCAUGCUGUGGUUGAAAAUUUUCACUGCAGAAAGGGUGAGACAAUAUAUCCAUGGGUUAAAACUGUCAUCACAGGCGAGGAAUGCUCUUGUUGCACGGCCAUAGCAGACAAAUUUGUAAAUUAUUCGCCUGAAAUUUUGGCUGGCAAAUCAUUCAGUAAACUUCUGCUAGCUGGCAUUCUUUUGGAUACUGCGAAUCUAAGGGACCCUAGCUGCACCUCCAAAGAUAAGUACACGGCUUCAUUACUGAUCAACGGUGCUGGUCGUUAUGGAUGCAAUGGCUUUUACCAAUUAUGUAUGCCCCCACACCAUUUUCUAUCAAUUUCGAUGUUCACAUGCUACUGCUAUUGUUGA
Vigna umbellata (rice bean) is the source of this 1220-nucleotide messenger RNA. RefSeq lists its product as uncharacterized. Gene Ontology annotation, cellular component: cytoplasm. Lineage: Eukaryota; Viridiplantae; Streptophyta; Magnoliopsida; Fabales; Fabaceae. The record is from RefSeq and is a predicted model, not a curated record. Gene Ontology annotation, molecular function: exopolyphosphatase activity.